Andrographis paniculata is the source of this 2567-nucleotide messenger RNA. Its product is annotated as SPX domain-containing membrane protein At4g22990-like. Gene Ontology annotation, molecular function: transmembrane transporter activity. The record is from RefSeq and is a predicted model, not a curated record. The transcript has 11 exons. Gene Ontology annotation, biological process: transmembrane transport. NCBI's taxonomy places the organism in Eukaryota, Viridiplantae, Streptophyta, Magnoliopsida, Lamiales, Acanthaceae. Gene Ontology annotation, cellular component: membrane. Bases 353 to 2461 code for a protein of 702 amino acids.
UUAUUAUUAUUAUUAUUAUUAUUAUUAUUGUCGCCAUUGGAAUGUCUUCCCCUUCACAGCCUUACUACACGUACCUUCUCCAUUGAUGCUCGCGCUCCGAGAAUACGGUGUCGUUUCGCUCCACAAUCGCGACUCCUGCGAUCAAGUUCUGAUCUUUCUCCAUAGUAUAUAUAUCUAUAUAUUUGUGCGUGUGUGUGCGCACGCGCUACCAUUUGCUCGACUGAUCUGAACAACAAGCGAGGUUUCUGCAUGAGUGUGGAGUGGCCAGUAUUUUGUUCAUCUGGGGAUUCCAAAUUUUAAUUGUGACUUUUGGUUCCCUGGCGGCUCUGUUCUGUCUAUUGCUGGAAAAAGGAUGGUAGCCUUUGGUAAAAAAUUGAAGCAAGUACAGGUUCAGGAAUGGCAAGGCUACUAUAUUAACUACAAGUUAAUGAAAAAAAAAGUGAAGCAAUAUGUCGAGCAAAUAGAUGCUUCGGAAGAGAAUCGGGACUCUGUCCUCAAGGAUUUCUCAAGAGUUAUGGAUAAGCAGAUUGAGAAAACAGUCCUGUUUCUAUUAGAACAACAAGGGCAUUUGGCAAGCAGGUUGUCUGUUCUUGGAAUGCAGCACGACGGCAUUAUUCAGGAGCCUGAUGCUGCGAGGAUAUCUGAAUUGCAGGAAUCCUAUAGAGAUGUCGGAAGGGAUCUCCUGAAACUGUUGUAUUUUGUGGAGCUGAAUGCGAUUGGGAUACGUAAAAUAUUGAAGAAAUUUGAUAAGAGAUUUGGUUAUAAGUUUACCAAUUACUAUGUCAAGACACGAGCAGACCAUCCUUAUUCUCAGCUAAGGCAGGUGUUUAAACAUGUGGGGAUUUCAGCAGUGGUUGGAACUCUAUCUCGGAACCUUGCUGAUCUCCAGGACCAUCAGGAGAGCUAUGUAUCGAUAUACGAUCAUCCUGCCCUGCCUCUCCCGGACCCCAUCAUUGAAUCUAUCAAGGCUGCAGUUGACAGGUUGGGAUACUCAACAGAUAUCCUCCAGUAUCUGGCAAAAUGUUCGCUUAUUGUGACAGAGGAAUCGGAAACUCCAUCAGAUGAUGACAAUGAUGCGAGAUAUCAUUUCAUGUCUCUUCUUCUGAACCUCGCCAGUACUUUUCUAUACAUGGUUAAUACUUAUAUAAUUGUCCCAACCGCUGAUGACUACUCGUUGAGCCUUGGUGCUGCAGCGACCGUUUGUGGGGCUGUUAUUGGCUCAAUGGCUGUUGCUCAGGUUUUCUCUUCGGUUUAUUUCAGUUCCUGGUCAAAUAAGUCGUACAUGAGACCUCUCAUAUUCAGCAGCAUUGUUCUUUUCAUUGGGAACACUUUAUAUGCUCUUGCCUAUGAUUGCAACUCAAUCUAUGUGCUUCUUAUUGGCCGCUUGUUUUGUGGAUUGGGAUCUGCAAGAGCUGUUAAUCGACGCUAUAUCAGUGACUGUGUUCCUACAAUAAUUCGUAUGAAAGCAUCUGCUAGUUUUGUCAGCGCAAGCGCACUUGGGAUGGCUUGCGGUCCUGCGAUCGCCUGUUUACUUCAAACUAACUUCAAGAUCUUCAAAAUUACAUUCAACCAAAACACCUUACCUGGAUGGAUCAUGGCCUUGGCAUGGCUUCUCUAUCUUUUGUGCUUAUGGUUGAUGUUUGAAGAACCUUAUCACUACGAGAAGGUGAACUUAGUGCCGCAGGAGACCAACAACAGACUGGCUGUCAUUUUGGACAAUGGCAGCAUAUCCCAACCAUUGCUCUCAAGCUCGAUGGCAGCGAAGCAACAAGAUAUCGAUGAUGAAGAUGAAGAUGAAGAUCAAGAUAUUGAUAUUAGCGAAGAAGCUUCGGAGGAAAGCCAUAAACCUGUUACAUCAAUUACAUCUGCGUAUAAGCUGCUCACACCAUCUGUGAAGGUACAGUUGCUUAUAUACUUCAUGCUCAAGUAUGCCAUGGAGGUUUUGCUAGCCGAAUCAAGCGUCAUCACCACAUAUUACUUCAUAUGGUCGACUAGCAAUGUGGCGAUUUUUCUGGCGUGCCUUGGCGUUACAGUGCUUCCGGUGACUGCCGUUGUCGGAGGCUACCUCAGCAACAUAUUUGAGGAAAGGCAAGUUUUAUUGGCAUCAGAGAUCAUGGUAUUCCUAGGCAUUGUCUUCAGCUUCCACCUGAUUAUCCCUUACACUGUCCCGCAAUACGUCUGCUCGGCUCUACUGACAUUCGUCGCGGCUGAGGUUCUAGAAGGUGUCAACCUUUCACUCCUGUCUCGAGUGAUGUCUUCACGGCUUUCGAAAGGAACCUUCAACAGCGGGUUGCUGUCGACAGAAGCAGGCACCCUGGCAAGAGUAGUUGCAGAUGGCACGAUCACGCUGGCCGGGUAUUGGGGAAUGAACAAGCUCUUGAAUGCUACCCUUCUUCCUUCAUUACUCAUCUGUCUUUCCUCCAUUGUAGCCACUUGCUUCACUUACAAUUCACUCUAUUGAAGCAUUAUAUAGAUCACACUCCAAUGUACAAAUAAAUACUGCUAAUGCUGCUGCUGUACUGCAUUAUUUAUAGUUUUACUAAUGAAAUUUGGGUAUUAACUUAUUA